AUGUACGUUGCCUUCCUAGACCUUGAGACGGCCUAUGAUGCUGUAGACCACAAAAUCAUGAUGAGAAAGCUUGAGGAAAUAGGACUAGAGGAAGAAGAAAUUGCAAUUCUGGAAAACCUCUACAAGGACUGUGUAACGGUCUACCAGUUGGUACCAAACAAAUACUCGGCGGCGACGAGUUUCUGCAGCGGUGGCGGUUCCACCCUUCGCUUUCGGUGCAAGGGGGCUCCGUGUCUGUCCGAGGUGUCCCUCCGUGAACAGGAGGCACAAGGGAUCAACCUCACAACAAAAACGACCACUGGACAAUCCGUCGAGACGACAAUAACGGCACUCGCAUCUGCGGACGACAUAGCCUUGAUAGCACCCUCGGCGGAAGCUCUGCAGCAAAUGCUAAACAUGUGCACAGAAGAGGCCCACAAGGACGGCCUGAAAUUCAAUCCAUCAAAAAGUGUAUGGAUGGCCGUUCAAAAGCGAAGAAGAAAAUGA
Molecule: messenger RNA, 486 nt
Organism: Ornithodoros turicata
Lineage: Eukaryota; Metazoa; Arthropoda; Arachnida; Ixodida; Argasidae
Exons: 2
Coding region: 1-486 (161 amino acids)
Source: RefSeq, a predicted model, not a curated record